Molecule: messenger RNA, 2764 nt
Organism: Girardinichthys multiradiatus
Lineage: Eukaryota; Metazoa; Chordata; Actinopteri; Cyprinodontiformes; Goodeidae
Product: zinc finger protein 653-like
Exons: 10
Coding region: 43-1938 (631 amino acids)
Biological process (GO): regulation of transcription by RNA polymerase II
Cellular component (GO): nucleus
Molecular function (GO): transcription coregulator activity
Source: RefSeq, a predicted model, not a curated record
CUUCCGCUAAUCGCAGGAUCAGCUGUUGGCGUUAGUACCAAGAUGGCGCACUGUCCGGUAGAUUGUCCUUCUGAGGCCGACCGAACCGGGGACCGAGGUGUACUGAGGAGGUGUAGGGGCCGACCGAGGCUCACAGACUCAGACCGAGCUCAGCGGAGGUUGGAAUCCCGAAAGAAGUACGAUGUUAGGAGGGUGUACCUCGGAGAGUCCCACAAGCUGUGGAGCGAGCUCCGCAGGAGGACCAGCCUGAGUGAUGCUGGGCUGGCCGAGUACCUCAUCCUGCUCAAUUCUACUUAUGGAGACAAAUACCGGCAGGAAUGCUGCAGAAAGAAGAUUGCAGCAGAGGUAUCUGGGGAACAGCAAGGAGGUAGAAAACAACGUGUUUCCAGCCUCCAGAGACUGGUGAGUUGGUACCGGGAACACUCGGCCUCCUGCCCCCACGAGCCCCAGCUCAGAGCUCUGGAACCCAAGCCUGACUGCUCCACUGCGGCCGUCUGGCAGUGCGUCUCGGACCACUCCUUUGUGCAGUACCUUUACUCCCCACUGCAGGAGGUCAGUGGCUCAGAGCAUGAGGAGAGAGGAAGCGGGGAUAGCGAUGGAGAGACAGCAAACACAACGGACCCGUUGUCGGUUAAAGGCACAGGGGCCAGACAGAGAAGAAAAGAAGGUCACAAAAAGUGUAAAGAUGAACUAAUUGAUACUAUAAACCAGCCUGAAGAAGAUGGAGGUCAAAACAACCAGCCAAGGAUAGAGGCUUCAUCUCAGGACACUACACUGGUGGGACCGCCUGCCUGGGACACAGAAUCUUCGCAUUCUGCCUCUGCUGAGGAAGAGGAGGCAGCAGCGCUUGAGGAUGUGGGUCGAGGUACAGAUGAAGAAGGAGAGAAGGAGAAGCUCAGGGAAGAAGAAGAAGAAAUGAGAACUUUUGGGACCGAUUACGAAUACAACACCACAGCAGCGCCUUUACCCAAUGAACUGGACAUGGGGAACGAGGGCUCCCAGUGCCUGAAUGGUUCCGUUCCUCUGAGUGCUCAGAUGGAGCUGUCUGUCCCACCAGCUGUGCAAGUCCAGGAGCGGGCUGAGCUGUUCGACCCUCAGUCUCUACAGACAGUGGUGACAGGCUGUGAAAUUCCCAACCAGCGGGCAGCUCUAGAAGGCUCCCAGUUAAUUAUCAUCACUGGUCCCAGCUAUGAGGCCUUUGCAUCAGAAGGAGUCCAGCUCAACAUGGGGUGCGGAAAUAUGGAGGAAGUUACUUGCACUGUCAUUGGCGGUGUCACCUACAACCAGCUGUGUACGCCCGACUUCAAAGUCCGAUCGGCACAAGAGGAAGAUUCCCUGACAGGUUUGAGUGAAACACAGCUAGUGCAGAACACUGUUGAUAACCUGGAGCUGAGCAGUAACAGAGAGCUGCAGCGGGGUCUCAGCAGUGUCAGGUCAAAGAGAAACAGGCGAGGGCCAGUCAUUGAAGCAGACGGCAUGCUCAAGAUGUUCCACUGUCCUUAUGAAGGCUGCAGUCAGGUUUAUGUAGCAAUCAGCAGUUUUCAGAAUCACGUGAAUCUAGUUCACAGGAAAGGUAGGACCAAGGUUUGCCCUCACCCUGGCUGUGGAAAGAAAUUCUACCUGUCAAACCACUUGCACCGUCACAUGAUCAUCCACUCAGGGGUCAGAGAUUUCAUCUGUGAGACAUGUGGGAAAUCAUUUAAGCGCAAGAAUCAUCUGGAGGUCCACAGACGGACCCACACAGGAGAAACCCCACUCCAAUGUGAAAUCUGUGGCUACCAGUGCCGCCAGCGCGCGUCCUUAAAAUGGCACAUGAAGAAACACACUCCUGAGGCACUUUACAACUUCACCUGUGAGUUCUGUGACAAGAGGUUCGAGAAGUUGGACAGUGUUAAAUUUCAUAAACUAAAGAGCCACCCGGAAAAGCAGAUGACCUGAGGUGUGUGAGGUCAACUCGCCAGCAAAUCGAGGCUCUCCUUGGAUCACAUGGCUAAUGUCUGGUUUCAAGGAACAUCACCUUGUUCAGACAAUACUGAAGUGAGCCAGUCAAACAGCUGUGCAGGACACAGACUGUGACAGAGUGGAAGGUGCUGUGGGUUUUAUGAUACUGCUUUACUAUCACAGGAAAAUGUGCAAAGGAAAGCUCCACAUGUUCUCAAUAACCGCUAACUACCUUAUUGAAUGCAGUAGUAACUUACAUUCAGGGACAGUAAUAUUUAGUGAUGCUGAUUAAGUUUUUAUCCCUGAACAUCACAUACUGAUCAUUAAUUUUAAGUGGGAUCUGGGAUCCCACAUCGUCAAAAAUGAAGUGAAUUGUAACCUGUGGAAGUCUCAGCAGUUUCAACUUUAGUUUUUUGUGUUUCAGCUGUUAAAACAGGAGGGAGUGUGAUUUAAAUUUUUUGAGGAGUCCUUUAAUAUCCAGCUAGGGAAAGUUGCUGUUUUCAAGCCAAUGUGGUGGGUUAAUAUUAAUGCAAUAUGACCCAUGUCUGGUAAAUUUCCAGUGAAAAUUAGGACCAGUGAAGGACCUGGCUGAGUUACUAGUUGGAUGUUAUAUUGUGUUUUAUGAUAGGAAAGUAGUUGAAUUGGGCUCAGUAUUGUCAGUGUAUCCCAUGUGAGUUUAAUUACUCUUCUCAGGAAACUCCCAUAAAAUCCAUUUUGCUCUUUAUUUGUUUUUUCUGUUUCACCACUGAAAUAAAUGCACUUUUCCUUUUUGUAUCAAUUACAAAGUUGUGAGUGUUUAUAUGAAAUAAAUAACUUUCUUGUA